Messenger RNA from Sorghum bicolor (sorghum), 1748 nucleotides. RefSeq lists its product as uncharacterized. Gene Ontology annotation, cellular component: endoplasmic reticulum; membrane. NCBI's taxonomy places the organism in Eukaryota, Viridiplantae, Streptophyta, Magnoliopsida, Poales, Poaceae. The record is from RefSeq and is a predicted model, not a curated record. The transcript is spliced from 16 exons. Bases 183 to 1580 code for a protein of 465 amino acids. Gene Ontology annotation, biological process: GPI anchor biosynthetic process; protein localization to plasma membrane. Gene Ontology annotation, molecular function: glucosaminyl-phosphatidylinositol O-acyltransferase activity.
CCCAAACCGGGCCAGGAGCCAAGGCGUGGUCGCAGCUUGCCGGCUCGCCGCUGCCAGCGAAGCACUCGCCUCGCCGUCGUCCGCCGGCCACCGUUGCUGCGGUGCCGUCGGCCAUAUCUGACGCCUUUACCGGCAGUUCUCCUCGUCCCUCACGCCUCCACUCCCGCGCCUCUCGAAUCUCGAUGGAGGGCCGCCUCUUCGACAAGCCCCUGAACCCGAAUAAGCUCCUCAAGGAGCAAUUCGUGAGCAACCUGACGGGGUCUUCCCUGCUGGAGAUCGCGGCGCUCUCCACCGUCGUGCCGGCAUUGGUAGUUCUCAGAAAGUGGAGCAGCAGAGAUAAUUCUAGGAAGGAUUCAGCAAAGAAAAAUGAUGAUCAAGUUCACCCUGUUCAUAAAGAUUGGAUGCAGUACUUCUCUACACUAGGUGUAGAUUAUCUCACUGUUGUAUUGCCAAUUAUUUUGGUUUUCACAGUCUUAUCUGAAUGGGCCUUUACGUGUGCUAUUUCUCUUGUAGUUCUGAUAUCCAUCUACAUCAUGUUUGAAAGGUCUCAGCUUCAUCUUAAAGAUGGGUUCAGUCAGCUGCCUUCGCUCAGGGCAGACAUAUCUUCUUACCGUGUCUCAGUGGUUCUGGUGACAUGUUUGUGCAUAUUAGCUGUGGACUUCAAAAUAUUUCCAAGACGCUAUGCCAAGGCUGAAACAUAUGGUAGUGGCAUCAUGGAUCUUGGAGUAGGAUCUUUUGUAGUGGCUAACGCACUGGUAUCUAGACAAGCACGAAACAUAGCCUCAAUGAGUUUCAAGGCAGCGCUGAGUUCCACAAGUCCACUGGUAUUUCUCGGCUUUGCUCGCAUUAUCUCCACAUGGGGUGUUGAUUAUCAGGUCCAUGUAGGAGAAUAUGGUGUUCAUUGGAACUUCUUUUUCACCCUCGCAGCUGUUUCUAUCCUUACAUCUAUUGUCAGGAUUCAUCCAAAACAUUGUGGAUUAGUUGGUCUGCUUAUCCUUGCUGGUUACCAGAUUUGGUUAUCUUCUGGAUUGAAUGAGUACCUCAUUUCUGAUAAAAGAAAUGCUGAUAUAAUCAGCCAGAAUAAGGAGGGCAUUUAUAGCAUCCUCGGAUACUGGGGUAUGUUUCUAUUUGGUGUUUCUUUGGGUUUCUAUCUGUUCGUUGACACUAGUUCAAAGGGCAAGAACAGGAACACUCAAGUCAUGAAAAUCUGGGUUCUUGCCGCAUCUUUUUGGUUUUUGGCAAUCAUCUUUGAUAGCUAUAUUGAGAGAGUUUCUCGGCGAAUGUGCAACUUCGCUUAUGUUAUGCUUGUUUUUGGCCAGAAUUUUCAGGUUUUAUCUAUCCUCACAUUAGCUGGGUUCGCCUCAUAUAAAAAGAACCUGGUUCUUGAAGAUGCACUCAAUCAAAACAUGCUUGGUUCAUUCCUUCUGGCAAAUAUCCUUACUGGUCUGGUUAAUCUCUCAGUUAACACGCUCUCUGCCUCUUCCCUCACUGCCUUCAUGAUUCUGUCAGUAUACACCUUUACUUUGUGCAUGGUUACCGGCCUUGCCCAUUUUUGUGGUGUUAGAAUGAAGUUCUGGUGAAUUGUAAGGUACCGUUUGAUAUGAUGCUUGCUUGAAAUAUAAUGAAUUUUUUUAGGGAAAGAAGCCAAAUUGCCAUCCUAAUUAGUUGAUCGAGUCAUUAAUUCUGCCUAUACUCUAGAUCUGACUUCUUUCUGACUUGUUCACUUCACAAAAUCAUUUCCAAGAGAA